Messenger RNA from Eufriesea mexicana, 3697 nucleotides. RefSeq names its product protein SMG7. The transcript has 5 exons. The coding region runs from base 113 to 3595 and encodes 1160 amino acids. Lineage: Eukaryota; Metazoa; Arthropoda; Insecta; Hymenoptera; Apidae. Gene Ontology annotation, biological process: nuclear-transcribed mRNA catabolic process, nonsense-mediated decay. Gene Ontology annotation, molecular function: telomeric repeat DNA binding; telomerase RNA binding; protein binding. The record is from RefSeq and is a predicted model, not a curated record. Gene Ontology annotation, cellular component: telomerase holoenzyme complex.
GUGUAGUUUUUCAUUAAAGCGAAGUACAUAUCAGUAAUGCGGUGCAACUUAACUUUAAUUUAAAUAUGUGAAAAUAAAACAUUUUAUAACAGAAAUUCAAGGUGCAUAGAAUAUGGGCCUAAACGCAGCUGUACAAGCUUUAAAGAAAGCAGAGCCUUUGAAAGACAAAGUACAACGUUGCAGAGAUCUUUUAAAUGAUAGUGAUGCAUGGGUAUGCCAGCAACAGCUACAGAAGAUAUAUCAACAAGUUCUGAUAUUAGAUUUGGAAUAUGCUCUGGAUAGGAAAGUUGAACAAGAACUUUGGAACCUUGGAUUUAAAAAUUAUAUAGCAACUUUGCAAUCUCAAGCGAAAGAUCGGAAAAAUCCAAAACGUGGCGAAUCUCAAGCUUUACUCAGUUGGUGUUUAGAAGCUGCUAGUGGUUUUUAUUUGACAUUACUGCAAGAAAUUUGUACUGCAUUUGAUUUAGAUUUACCAUUUAGAAGAUGCCCUACCCGUUUUAGGAAAGGUUACAUUUAUGGAUGUACAUCGCCAUGGAAAGCUAUUGAAAAGUUAUCAGUGCCUCAUAAAUCUUCAUGUUUUUAUGCAUGCCAGUAUUGUCUUGUGCAUUUAGGAGACAUUGCUCGUUAUAGAAACGAGAGUAAACAGGCGGAAUUGUUCUACAGGCAUGCAGUAUCAUUAUCACCAUCCAGUGGACAACCAUACAAUCAGUUAGCCCUUCUUGAAGCAUCACGUGGUAACAAAUUAGGAACUGUGUUUCAUUACACUCGCUCUGUCGCUGUAAAACAUCCUUUUCCUGUUGCCACAACGAAUUUGGCAAAAACAUUAUCUUCCGCUUUAAAUGAUACGUCGUUUAAUAUAGAUGGGAAAACGAAAUUAACUUCUCAAGAGUAUAUAGCAGUUUUUUUAAAGCUUCAUGGCGUUAUUCAUAAUCUUGGCGAUUUGAAGAUUGCUUCUACAUAUGCAAAGCUAUUAACUGAAACAUUAACAGCCUUGGUUGCAACAGAAAGUUUUAGCUCUUGGAUGCUUGUUCAAAUGUUUGUAAUUAAUUUAUAUGCCUUGGAACAUACAACGAGUGUUAUUAUGGGUAAUACUGAACCAUUAAAACAAGAACAAUUAACAUCUGAGGAAAAAGUUGCUCGUGAUUGUAUUUUGGAUCUCAUAGCUGGAAGCCUAUCUGCUUUAUUGUUACCUGUCUAUACAAUCAAAAAUUCUAUUAUUGAGUAUUUUGCUUUGCCUUCUAUAAAACUGUGCCUUGACUGGAUUCAUACGAAACCCACAGUUUUGGAAGAACUAGCUUUUACAUCGAGACUUCAAAUUUGGCCCAGCUUAUGCGUACUGUUGAACGCCUUGCAAAAUUGCGUGGUCGAUUUUGCGUAUGAUCAAUAUAUUAAAGUACCACUGCCAGAGGAUCGUGAUCUACAAGGAUUUUUACCAUUGGAGAAAAGUUUUGAAUGUUUAAAAUUUACGAGUACCGAUUUAGAAGAUAAUAUCGAAGCUUCCAAUAAAUUACGCGCAGUGCGUAUUCUCCGUUUAGGUCAUUUCUUAGCGCAAUACAGAAUCAAUGGAACUGCAUUAAUUGCUAUUACAUUAGGGGACGAAAAAGGUGAUAACCUGUUCACGUCUAUAAGUGAAGGAAAUGGAUUGAGUAAUGAAUUGAUGAAAGAAUUGGAAGAACUCAGUUUAAAUAGAGGAAGACAGUCCGCUGUGUCAACUAGUCCAGUCCUUUCAGAGUCUGCUAGUAGUAAAGGUUCCACAGAUGUUGAUAUUUUAGAACAUGCUUUAGACAAAAGAAUAGGUAUAUUAAAACCUCAAGGUUCAUUGGAACGAAGUAAAGAUACAGCUUCGAUUACUAUGGAAUCUAGUACUUUUGAAACUAAUGCACAGCCUACAACUAGAAAACCGAGGCAAAAUAUAGCAAUGCAAACUAUAAUGCGCCGUGCGGAAACUGAACAAAAGCAAGUUACGUUUAAGAAUGUAUCUCCAUUAAGUAUAGAAGAGGAAAAUGAGAAAAAGGCUAAAAUGGGUGGAACGUCGGUGAGUCCAACAAAAGGUAUCACUCCAAAUGGAAAUAAAAAUAUACCAAUUGUCGGAGAAAUAUCAAAGUUGAACAAUGUUUCAAACCCCACUACAGGUACAUCGAUCACCGUUCAAAAUCGAUUGCCGUUGAUGCCUUCUGCUACAACUACUGUGCAAAGUCAAAUCGUUCCUGCUCAAAAUCACGUGAAAACCGUGAAAUUACAACAUACUGUUUCACAGUCCUCUCAAAUUAACCAUCUACCAGCAAAAGAACAGCAAACGACUGGAAUUUUAACCCCAAUGUCUGGAAUAUCUCAAUAUGUAGGAACUAUUUGUUACCAAAAUUCAACGUUUAAUGUACAAAAUCCACAAUUUACGAAAAAUUACGUUACAAAUCAUGUCGGAAACCUAUCAAAUUAUCCGAUUCAAGGACAUUUUACAAAUUCAACGCAACAAUCCAUACAAUCCCAGAGUAUAAAUUUACAACAUACAACCAAUCAAAGUAGGUCUAUGCAUCAGAGAACGCAGACUCAUAACAUACCUCAGAAUACAUUAUUACAUCAAAAUCUUGGAAUUUUGACUUCAGCUCAGCCAAAUAACGUUAUACCAAAUGCUUCACAAAAUAUUAACUCGCAACCAACUGGAAAUGUUGGUCUCCCGCAAAAUCGUAGUUUGAAUAUUCAACAAAACCAUAGUUUGGCUGUGCAACAACAAAAUGUUAUGAAAACUAAUGUUAGACCAAGUACAAUAUCUUUGCAUAAUCAAGGUACUUUAACUAGCUCAACCAUUGCAAAUGUUUCUACUUUGUCAACAUUAAAUACAUAUCAAAAAAAACUUCAUCAAGUUACGCCUGUGGUACCAAAUGUAUCAAAUGUGCCAUGUAAUUCGCUAAAUCCGACAACUACACCAAAUUUUCAGUUUAAUUUUAAUCAGAAUGAUUUUAAUCAAAAUACUUUUGGUCAAAUACCACAGAAACAAGUAUCAUCAUCUGUUUAUAAUAAGAAUUUGGAUGUUUUGGAAUUUUCAUUACCCAAUCAUGUACGAAUGUCAAAAAGUCAGUCUCAGUCCACAACUAAUUAUCCACUUUUUCAAAACUAUGAAACCACAAAUUUUAAUUUGUGGAAAGACACUCAACAUUCACAGCUGUCUGUACCUUGUUGGGGUUCAGCUAGUAGAGCCAUGAAAUUGCAUAAUGAAGAUAAUUCUGUUAUGGAAAACUAUCAUAAUUGGGAAGAUUCUUCUAAUUCUGGAAACAUAAUAUCACAAAUUCCAUUGCGAACAGCAAAUAGUUAUCCAUCAGAUUCUCAACACACCAAGCAUUUUGGUGUCGGAAUUUGCGACAGUUCUAGACCUGUAGAGGUAGAUAUGAAAUCAAAUCAAUCAAUUAGCACAGGAAACACUUACUCUCUGUUUAGUAGCAAUAAUACUUGGGGAUCUAAUACACAAAGCUGUAACAUGUCUACUCAAGAUCAAACAAAAACUCGGCUUAAUCAACAAUCUUUAUGGUUUGGACCUGGACCAUCUCCCUUGGAGCGCCUUUUAGAACAACAAAAGUCAUUACGCGAAGGAGGUACCUGAAGGAAAGCAGUAUAAGAUUAUGUCGAAGUAUGUUGAAAAGAAAUAUAUCCAUCUUAUGGAUUCAACUAUAACCAAGGGGAUCUAGCAAAACGUACCAUAAUA